This is a messenger RNA of Monomorium pharaonis (pharaoh ant), 4056 nucleotides long. RefSeq lists its product as uncharacterized. Lineage: Eukaryota; Metazoa; Arthropoda; Insecta; Hymenoptera; Formicidae. The coding region runs from base 3400 to 4029 and encodes 209 amino acids. The transcript is spliced from 2 exons. The record is from RefSeq and is a predicted model, not a curated record.
AAAAUAAACUAAUCGUAUUAAAUCAAAUGUUUAUUAAUGAUUCCCAAAAUAAUAAAUUACACAUACACAUUCGUUCACAUACUCACUCUCAUAUUAUUAUUUACAAUAUUUAUAUGGAUGAAUUAAUCUUCAUCACUAUCUUCAUUGAUAAUAGGCGUGAUGUUGUCUGUUUUGAAUAGUUUACAUAAGUGCUGGCCUGGUCUCGAAAUUUUUGAUAAACAUCGUCCGUAGGAUAAAUAAUAAAUAAUGGCAGCAAUGUGUGAACAGUAGCCAACUGUUCUUCAUUGGUGCACUCAUAAAAGUAUCUUUUUUCCCUGAAUGACCAAUACUAUCAGGAAUGUAUUCAAUAAAGCAUCGAUACACUUUCUUAGAAAAGUGACGGGACCGUACUUGAAGCUUCAGUAUGUUGGAUUGGUUUUUGAGGAACUACAAAUUCAAACUAUCACCUUCAUUUAGAAUUUCUCCUAAGUAGAAAAUUGCCUGCGAAUACUGACAAGUUCCAGUGAAUAAUAUUUUCAAAUCAGUUUUUUAGUUCCGGGAAGUCAAGCAAGUCACUGGAGGACAUAUUUUGAAAAGGCAAUCGUUUCCGAAACCAACCAUUCUCUUCAACCACAAUAGCCAAAGUAUUUUCGAAGUCUUUUUGUGCAAUUAUUCAUUCAACAACCUCAGAUGCUAUUUGGUCAUCAGAAUUUAAUCGCUUUCCAAAUUGAUUCAAAAGAAACGAUGCUAUUCGAUAAAGUACACCUACCUUAUGAAGCAUUUUAUUAUCGAACUUUUGAUCAAGAAGACGAUUUUUCUGCUUAAUCAUUCCGUGAACCGCCCUUUACUGCCCAACGAAUUUUUGUUACAAAACGCGACUCAUUGCAUUCAAUUGAUGGUGUGCACCUUUUAAUGCUGGCAUAAUAUCCUUUAGAUUCUAAAUGGCACUUUACAUCGUGAAAACCUCGAUCUACAAUGAAAAUAUCACCUGGAAGCAUUAAAUUGCACAAACCGUUUGUGUCUUCUAUUACACGUCGCAUAAUUUUAGCAUCAUUGACAUUAGCAAGAUACAGCCCCAAUAUAUCAACUACAAAUCCAUUAGUUGUAUAGAUUGUAAACGGUUUGCACAAUGGCAUCUUUUUUUUACCUGAAUAAGAUUUUCUUUGAUAUUCAUUGUUGGAACUCUUCUGAUGAUAAGCAUAUGUUCCAUUGCAGAUAAGUAUCAACUUAUCAUGAAUAUCAUAGAGUUUUUUCACAAUUUCAGUGGUAUUAUUUUCAAUUAAAUCAUUUCGAGACGCUGCCAUUAAUCCAAACUUAGAUAAAAUAUUUGUUUCGAAAACAUUAAUAACAAAGGAUGAAUACUCGGAAACUAGUUGCUCUUUUUCAAGUAAUAUAGAAGCAAUCAUUUUAUUCCGGAUCAAAGUUUUAAUAAAAAUACAAUCAAUGCUCGAGUUACAGUACAACCUGCAGUAUCUCGCAUUAAUGUCAUCAUUCUACUCAAUUCGAAAAUAUUGUCCCAAGUUAGACCUGUGAAUAUACGAAUCUGCUCUUCAGAUAAAUUAUAAUUACUAAUUUUGUCAAAUAAUGUUAAAUCACAUUCAUUUGAUAAACAAAGAUUUUUUUACCUCUUCUAUUUUUAUGAAAGACGAAUUAGAAUCGACUUUUUAAGAGAUUCAUAUUAUCAUCACAUAAACGAUUAUUAAUUAAGUGAUGUUCACAGCAUCGAUUUCUUUCCGGAAUAUAAACUCUCCGUUUGAUAUAAGACUGCAUUCUGGCUUCUUUUGGGACUGUUUUCAAUUUAUUUUUUUCAGUACAUAAACAGCAAUAUUUAUGAGUAGGUACCAUUUUAGGAAUUGCAAUCUCUAUGUAUUCAAUUGUACGUUCUUCAGAAUCAGUUGGCAAUUUAAAAUAGAAUGUUAAAAGCCCUUCUGACUAGACUAAGAUGCGGAUGCAUCAGUGACAAAACUCUGCAGUAAGCUGUGAGAUGAGUUUUUAGCUCAUCUCGAUUAUUGGAAUCAUCUGUUCUGUGUCGUUUAUACGCAAACACCCGAUAAUUGCCACAAAUAAUAUCAGUAAUACUAAGAUAUUGCGAUGAACUUUUUGAAUAAAAAGCUGCAUCAUCUAAUGAUGCUAUUAUUUUCCUAGUGCCUGGUAUUUUAUGCACGAAUCGACCACAUAUCGCGCACUUCGGAUAGCAUCUUUCGACAUGCGUCGAAAGCACGUCGAAGCACAUAUUGUACAUAUAAGUAAUUCUAGAAAAAUACCAGUUUACAGAUAGAGAAGUGUAUUAAUAAGUAUAUUAAAAAGAAACAAGCUGGCCAGCGACCCGGGUAGGAAGGUAAGAAAAAUGCUCAGGUGAGCCGAGAAGAGGGAACGCUCGAGAGGAAUCUUGGAGACAGCUCCCAUAAUGCGACCGACUUAUGGCCGUAUCAGACUAGCGACUCGGGACUGCGACUGCGAUUGCGAUUCUGCCUCAGCCAAUCAAAAAGCAGCGGUCAGCGAUUGCGACUCGACUAUACCAUUUGGCUUCCAGGCCAUUUUUCCGAGUCGCAAUCGCAGUCGCGGCCAGUCGCAGCCAAUCACAGGACGCCGAUUGAUCAUGUUAUGUUGAUCAUGUCAUGCGUGAUUGUUGACAUCAAGGUUAAAUUCUUUGCUACAUUUUCUGUAGAUAUGCUUCUGUAGAUUUUUCUUGCUAUACUUCUGUAGAUAAAUAAAAAUAUAAGGUUACACAAAUAAGGUACGUUUUAAACACAUUAUUAUUAUUAUACUGUAAGUAUAGAUAAUAUAAUUCGCUAUUAUUAGAUUUCAAAACGUCCUUUCGAAGAAAAUUUUACUCGAACUAUACAUAUAAGUGUCUUAUAUUAUAUAUCGAGUAAAAUUUUCCUCGGAGAGUUAUAUAUAAUAUAAGACACUUUAUGUAUAUUUCAAGUAAAAUUUUCUUCGAUAGGACGUUUUGGAAUGUAACUCUAGAGUAUAAGUAUAUAGAGUAAACGGAGAACAUUUACACAAAUUUACACCACACAGCGAGUGAUAAUUUUAAUAAUAAUGUUAUUAAUUUUUGUUUUCUUUCUUAAACUAAAUUAGGUUCGAAUAGUAGUGAUUUUUAAAAUAAAAGAGAGAAAUAUAUAAUGCCACCAAAACAUAAUUUUUCUAAAGAAAUAGAUAAUCGUCUGAUCUUGUUGAGUCUAAACCCCUUCUUUGAGAUUGUACAAGCGAAAUUUAUAGACGAACAGACCUGAAGCUUAAAGCAUGGGAUGAAAUAACUAAUCAGUUAAGUUCAAAUUUUACAGGUAUGUUUUAGAAAUGGAUUGGUGUAUUCAAUAUUACAAUUGCUUACUAAAAUUUUGAGUAGCAAUAGAAUGUGAUUACAAAUCACAAAUCACUAAUUAUUUAAUAGAUCUUGUUGAUACAGGUGCUAUAAUGUCAAGCCGUUUUAAAAAUAUGAAAGACAUGUUUGCAAGAAAUUUAAGACUUGUGAAAGAAUUAAAACGUAGUGAAGCUGGCACUGAUAGUAUAUACAAGCCCAAGUGGCCCUUGUUUGAGAGAUUGAUGUUCCUCAAAAAGACCUGUGUCCUAGGAGAAUCAGAAUCAAAUAUUCCUUCCAUCCAAUUAGAAACAACAAACUCAGAAAUACAAUCUACAAUUUCAAAUUUCUCUAAUGAAAUUAAUAAUAGUACAUCAUGUACAGCAGAUGUACCUCUCAAUGUGUACUAUGAUGAAGCAUUGAAGAAAUUUAUGUUAGUACCACACGAACAAAAUAUGGAAAAUCUAGACUCGCUAUCUUCUGGAAAUUCUUCUAGUGUAUAUAGUGAUCUUGAUCCACCAGCUACAGUUAGUACACCUCUACCAGAAAUAUGUUUAUCAUCUCAAUCUCUUUCAAACAAUCAUGUUAUUGCAAAUAACAAACGAUCGUCAGAGGUACAAUUAUUUUCUAAGAGAGGAUCAAAGAGAGAAAUCAACACCAGCAAUAAUAGAGGAGGCUGUAGAUGCCUUGAAAAAGUUCUGCCAAUCAGAUCCAGUUCCAUCUUCUCUAUUCGAAAUACCAAAUGAUCAAAGUAUUUUUUUUGUACAAUACAU